This is a messenger RNA of Rhododendron vialii, 1952 nucleotides long. RefSeq names its product ubiquitin domain-containing protein DSK2b-like. Gene Ontology annotation, molecular function: polyubiquitin modification-dependent protein binding. NCBI's taxonomy places the organism in Eukaryota, Viridiplantae, Streptophyta, Magnoliopsida, Ericales, Ericaceae. The record is from RefSeq and is a predicted model, not a curated record. The transcript is spliced from 7 exons. Gene Ontology annotation, biological process: ubiquitin-dependent protein catabolic process. Bases 221 to 1672 code for a protein of 483 amino acids. Gene Ontology annotation, cellular component: cytosol.
GCCCACAGGCUCGGUUCACCUGAAAAACCACUCCCGUCUGGCGCGCGGAAAUUGCAGCAGAGGCCAAAACCCCUCUCUCCUCCCCCUUCCCGCAACUUUUUCUUCUAUAUCGUCCAACACCCACCGCCAAACCACGGCCGUUUGAUUUCCACCGACCGAUUUCCAUUUUCUUGAAUCGUUUUUUCCUUGGCGUUUUUUGAGUAGUAGGGAGGUUUCGAGCAUGGGUUCCGGCGCGGCGGAGGCAGCCGAAUCGCACGCCGUCGCAGGCGGCGGAGUGACCGUACACAUCCGCUGCUUCAACGGCUCCAAGUUCUCCGUGCAGAUCAGCCUCGACUCCACCGUCGGAUCGCUCAAGUCGGUCGUUGCGCAGAACUGCGAUGCCGCCGCCGAACGGCAGCGGUUGAUCUACAAAGGGCGGGUUUUGAAGGACGAACAUACCCUAGAAAGCUACGGAUUGGAGGCAGAUCACACUGUCCACUUGGUUCGCGGUUUUGCACCAGCUACAUCAGCCGUUUCAAAGGUUGCAUCCGACCCUGGAGUUCCAAAUUCCACUCCAAGUGGUAUGACGUCUGUUGGUUCCGGUGAAUGUGGUAUGUGUGGGGGAUAUAGUUUGGGGGCUUCGUUAUCUUCUGGACUUGGUUAUGGAUUAAGUGACAACAGUGAACUAUUUGGAGCUGGACUUCCAAUAUUGCAACAAGUGCAGCAAAAGUUGACUCAGAACCCCAACCUGAUGAGAGAAAUAAUUGACAUGCCCUCUGUUCACAAUGUUGUGGAUAACCAGAAUAUAAUGCAGAAUGUAAUAAUGAAUGAUCCUCAGAUUGAUGAACUCAUUGAUCGGAAUCCAGAGCUUGCUCACAUACUGACUGAUCCCAGUACUAUCCGUCGGAUGUUGGAGGCUGCAAGGAACCCUGCACUCAUGCAUGAUAGGAUGCGCAAUACUGAUAGAGUAAUGAGCAAUAACGAAUCACCUCCUGAGGGAUUGAAUAUGCUGAGGCGGAUGUAUGAAAAUGCUCAAGAGCCAUUUCUGAAUGCAACAACUAGGGGUGGGGAUGCCAGAAAUGAUCUAGGCUCAAACCCAUUUAGCACUGAUUCUCAAACUACGUCCAAUUCCGCUCCAAAUGCUAAUCCACUUCCUAACCCUUGGGCCUCUGGAGGGGCUGGUGGUGCUCAAACGAACUCCAAUCCUAGGUUGAAUCCUGCUGGAGACGUUAGGCUGCCAGCACUUGGUGGCCUAGGUCACCUAGAUUAUCAACCCGUGUUUGGAUCCACUGAGGAUACUGCUUCAUUAAGUCAGUUCAUGCAAAACCCAGCUGUAUCACAGAUGCAAAGUGUCCUCUCCAACCCUCAGUACAUGACUCAGCAACUCUUGACUUUGCGACAAGCUCUUCAGUCUCGGCUUGGUCAUCAACCAUCAACCGGGGAAGGGAGUCAAACGGGUGGGGUAACAGACAAUGCCGGGUUGGAGACGUUGAUGAACAUGUUUGGUGGCCUUGGGACUGGAAACCCUUCUCGUGCAUUGAACAUGCCUCGUGAAGAACUGUAUGCUACCCAGCUUUUAAAUCUACAAGAAAUGGGUUUUAUGGAUCCCCAAGAGAAUAUACAGGCACUCAUAGCCACUACUGGAAAUGUUCAUGCUGCGGUAGAGCGUCUUCUGGGGAACCUUGGUCAGUAGCUUAUGAUCAUUGUUAUCAUAAUGCUGAGCUCGAUACCACAUAUGUUGUCUCUCAGAAACAAACUGAAGUUCGUGACACUCCAGAGGCUUAUCCAGAUGGUAGUUCGUUAAGUACAUAUUACUAUAGAGUUGUGAACUUGUUGAAGUUUGGACAUGAGUACUGCUGUGUACAUGUAGUGUAGAAAGACUCCCAUGAAUUGCACUUCAUGCAAAAUAAAAACUCCCAGUUUUUUUGGGGGUCCUCCACUGGGUUGACGAAAUUGGACAAAGUUGAACCCAA